Messenger RNA from Spirodela intermedia, 4288 nucleotides. The record is from the annotation of a GenBank genome assembly. Lineage: Eukaryota; Viridiplantae; Streptophyta; Magnoliopsida; Alismatales; Araceae.
AUGAUUCAAUCCUCAUCAUCGCCUUCGGCGGCCGGGGGAUCGUGCGCCGACAGCUCCAGGUUUCCGAACCUUAGGGGUGUUCGAUGGCGUAUGAAUCUGGGGAUUCUGCCAUCGUCUCCGGAUGCUUCGAUCGAGGACAUCAGACGGGUCGCCGCGGACUCCCGUAGGAGGUAAAAACUGGCGUUUAUGCCGUGUGCUCUUAUUGCUGGGGGCUCGUUUUCCAUGCAAGACAUGACUAUCCCUCACUUGGUAUUUUUCUUGUGCGUGGUUAUAUUGCCGACCUAUUCUGUUGCGUUCGAAGUCCAACUUUGGAUGGUGGAUCUGCACAACAGUUUUAGCAUGACUUAAUUUUCAUUUCCAUUUUUCCUGCCGUUUUUACAUUCGGUAUGAUGGGAGAGCUGCCCUGAUUUUUCGCCGAUGACAGCUGCUCUUAUUCCUUUGUAGUCAUGAUCGUUCAUUCUCAAAUCUCUUUUUUGGGUGUGAGAUUUAUGGGGCUUCAUAUCUCAAACCCUGUUGUUGCGGUUGACGCUUUGAAUCAUUUUCUUGAUUGUUUCCUUGCUCACAAGUCGUUUCAGAAGCCUUGAUAGUUUUUAUGGUUCGGUUUUCAAUGGGUAAUCUAUACUAAGUGAUUCUGUAAGCGACAAUCCAAAUUUUAGUUUGGAUUUUGCACGUAGAAGAACAAGUCAACUUUAGAAUUUAAACAUGGCAGCUCGUUUCUGCCCGUGGUUUGAAAAUUUGGAAAGUUUCAGUUUAAGAUCAAUCGAUUUAGGUCGGAAUGGGAUACUAUAACUGGUCCUAAAUAAGAUGAGCUAGAACAGAUUAGCUGAGACGCGGAGAAAUAGGGUCGUUUUAAAAGUCGAUUGGCAUUCCCGGUUAUAAAGGGUGUCAGAACUGGAUAAGUGAGUACUAAAAGAAAAUAAAAAUAAAAGAAAAGAAAAUAAAUUGAUCACCGUUUCUGUUCUUCCUUAUGAACCUCAACUUAGUUCCUUUGAAAGGAAGGAUGGGGUCGAAUUGGGCAAGUGUGGGAGGAGGCAACAAAAAGGCUUGGAAAAAUUGGCAUUUUUGUGCGAAAAAUUGCUAUUUUGAGAAAUAAUAUGAUGAUAUAUUCCAUUAUUAAUCACGUCAGCUAAUACCUUGGGAUCUGUUCUGGGUCCACAUUAAAUGGUUGGACUAUUUUUAUAAAGAAUUAUUAUACAUCGAUGGCCCAAAUUUCAUUUUAGCUACAUUCUGAAUGUGCAGGUAUGCUAUCUUAAGGCGUCAGCUUCUAAUGGACCCUAAUUUCCACAAGGAUGGAAAUAGGUCUCCGGAUCUCGUCAUGGACAAUCCGCUAUCACAAAAUCCAGGUAUCUUUACCUCAUUUUUUGUCUCAAUUAUUUUAUUCAAUGGUUUUUAAUCACAGUUUUCUCAGAAUAAUAGCUAAAAUCUUGUUAUGAUGGAUUUCAUAUUACUUGAUCGUGUGAUUACAUUAUUUCUUUCUUAUUCAUCAAUCAUCAAUCAUCAAUCACAUGCCAAAAUCGUACAAGGCGCACCAAGUGUAUUGAAUCUAUAACUUUAUAUCAAACCGAUUAGUCACAUACCGACUGUUUAAAUCAAGUUUGCUUGCAAUCUGUUAUUUUAUGACUGAUCAUUUGCUCGCAUCAAAUCCCAGCUCUAGCUUAUAUAUGCUGCCUAAUCUUGUUCUGAUGGGUUGUUUCCGUUCAUUUUCCCCAUGCAGACAGCCAGUGGGGGCGUUUUUUCCAGAAUGCCGAGCUGGAGAAGCAGGUUGACCAAGAUUUGUCACGCUUGUAUCCAGAGCAAGGGAGCUACUUCCAAACUCAGCCAUGUCAGGCCAUGCUUAGGAGGAUAUUACUGUUAUGGUGUCUUCGACAUCCAGGAUACGGAUAUAAACAAGGUGACUUUUUCUAUGUACCUAAAGCUUGUCAGUCCUCGAUGACCGAAGACAAUAGCAAUUAACAUGCUAAUCAUGUGCUCGUAAAAAGCAAUCUGAGCGCCAUGGGGUUUAUGUUGGAGCUCCAUAGCCAUUUUUUCAUUAAGAUUAUUAUUACUUCCUACCGCCCAUUUGAACUUGAGCGGGGGAAGGCUUUGGUUGCUUAUAUUUAUAUUCAUAUUCACCCAAAAACAUGGAUUUUUCGCUUGACUUUUUAGGCGGACAUUCAUAUGUUCUUCUAUUUUUGACAUUUUUGCUAUGUUACAGGAAUGCACGAGUUAAUGGCUCCUCUAAUCUACGUCCUCUACAUCGAUGUGCAACAGCUCUCUCAAGUUAGGAGGCUCUAUGAAGACCAGUUCAAUGACGAGUUCGAUGGAAGGUCCUUCUCUGAAUCCGAGACCAUGUCCAAGUAUGGGAUCAGAAAGAGCGCGGUCUGGGAUGGUGAAACUGGCGAAGAUGGUUCUCAGGGAGCUGCAGGAAGGGGUAGCAGCUCGGAUGAGCUCGAUCCUGAAACAAGGGAAAUAAUCUUGCUGAACGAUGCUUAUGGAACAGAAGGAGAACUCGGUAUUAUCCUCUCAGAGAGAUUCAUGGAGCACGAUGCUUACUGCAUGUUCAACGCUUUGAUGAACGGGGCCGAUGGUGUGGUCGCCAUAGCGGACUUCUUCUCUCCUUCUCCUUCUCCUGGAUCCAGUUCAGGCCUGAGCCCUGUGAUCGAGGCAUCCUCUGCACUGUACCACCUGCUUUCGGCUGUGGAUUCGCCGCUUCAUUGUCACCUCACCGAGCUCGAGGUCGAACCCCAGUACUUUGCUCUCCGAUGGCUGCGGGUCCUAUUUGGGCGCGAGUUCUCGCUGCAGGAUCUCUUGGCCAUAUGGGACGAGAUAUUCUCCUCUCCCAACGGGACAUCUCAUCUGAUCGGAGAAGAUGAAGCGCAGGUCAACUUCAGGAUCUUGUCUUGCCCCCGGGGGGCCUUUAUUGUCUCUGUGGCGGUCUCCAUGAUUCUUCAUCUGAGGUCUUCUCUCCUCGCCACCGAGAACACCACCACCUGCCUCCAGAGGCUGCUCAACUUUCCGGAGAACGUGAAUCUGAGGAAGCUGAUCGACAAGGCGAGGUCUCUGCAGGAUCUGGCGAUGGAUUUAAACAUCUGUUCUCAUUUGGAGCCUCCCUUGAAUGGUUCAGCCCGCAAGAACUCAGCCCAUGUCAGGCGUUACAGCAUUUCUUCAGGCUCGGUCUCCCCUGGGACCCCGCACUACCCAGUGCUCGACAGCUACUGGGAGGAGAAGUGGCGGGUGCUCUACAGGUCGGAAGAACAGUCACAGAAGGGGAGCAACAGCGACCAGAAGGGGAUUCUGAAUGGGACUUCUGGUAGGAGAGGCUUGACCCUCCUGAAGACUCGGUCGGAUAUCUCCCCAUUGAAAGCCAUGGCCAGAGAGAACGAAAGCUCCCCGGCAGUCAGACGCAGACUGUUUGGCGACUCUCCUCCGGUGAUUGACCUGACGAAGGUGGAAGAUGGAGGGCUGACCGAUGCAUCGAGCACAGAGGACCACCUUCCAUCGACCAUGGCCAAUGCGGAGGAGACGUGCUCAAGCGGGGAGAAUUCUGCCUCGUUCUCCACUGCCACGAGCCCCCUAAGCGCACGAGAUGGCCAUGAAAAUGACCCGGAGAAGACCAACUUCACUUCAAGGUCGUCCUCCGGCGAUGCGGAGGAGGUGGCCGAACAAGUGGAGAACCUUACGAUCUGUGGAGCUUCAGAUGGCCCGCCUGUGGUUGCCGUUGAUGGGGCGGCGAAGGGAGCAGAAGCUUUGAGGGAGAAGAAGGUGCUGCCGCCCAGUAGAUUCCAGUGGUUCUGGAAAUUUGGCAGAGGUGGCGGUGAAGGUGCUGCUGCAGAGAAUGGAAAUGGCGAGGCGGCUGAUGUUGGCUCGGGUUCGUCGUCAUCUGCUGGUGGCGGUGCUGCGAGCAGGGUGGAAGUCGGGGACAAGAGGAUGAUGGGCACCUUGAAGAAUCUUGGCCAAUCCAUGCUGGAGAAUAUUCAGGUGAGAUGGCUUCAAACUCUCUCUCUCUCCCGAGAUUUAGAAUAAAUAAAUAAACGCAGAAACCUAGCUAAUAUUGCCGUGGUAAGUAAGCAUGUUCCUGGGUCUUCCUAGUGGAUCAGUAGGAAGUAGAGUCAUCACUUUACUCUCAUUUGACUCGGAUCGGGUUGACUUUUGGCAGGUGCUGGAGUCGGCCUUCCAGCAAGACCGGGGGGGCCAGGUGGGGUCGCUGGAUAACCGGUCAAACAAUAUCCUCGGGGGGAAAGGUCAGGCGGCGGCCAUGGCGGCGCUCAAGGAGCUUCGGAAGAUCAGCCAGCUGCUAUUCGAGAUGUGA